CUUCUCUCCCUCUUUCGCGGGAUCUCUGGGUCGUUGAGUAUUUUUUACUUUUUCCGCUCUGCCGCCGAUAGGAGAGCAAACGCGCAACGCGGAGAGAGCAAUUUGGGAAAACACUCGUUAAAUUAUUUUCUGGCUGCCUCUUCCCCACUAUCCAUCACCACCGCCGCCGACCAGACGAGUAUUACACCCUCCCUUACGUUCAACGCGCUUCGCAUCGCAAAAGUUGUCUCUCGCUCCCCUGCGCAAAAGGUUAAACCUUAGCGACUACCCGGAACCCGAAAGCCGAUCUCUUUUUUGCGCUCGCGCGCGCGCCCAGUACCGAUUCCGCCCGAAUAGACAUACAGCACCCCCGGAUCCCCGGACUCGAUGGCCGCGGCCAACAACGAUGAUGAUGUCGAGAGGCAGCAGUUGCACCCUGAGCCUCAGGCGGCAGAGGCCGAGAAGCCGCGCCCGACGACGGUUCAGCGGGGAGGAUUACACCCCAUCUUUUACAUCUUAGCGUGGAUUUUCUUUUCCAACUUGACGAUUCUGUUCAACAAGUGGAUGAUUGAUGGGAGGGGGUUCAAAUAUCGUACGUACAACCCGCACUGA
This is a messenger RNA of Podospora pseudopauciseta, 591 nucleotides long. RefSeq lists its product as uncharacterized. The record is from RefSeq and is a predicted model, not a curated record. The coding region runs from base 367 to 591 and encodes 74 amino acids. The transcript has 3 exons. NCBI's taxonomy places the organism in Eukaryota, Fungi, Ascomycota, Sordariomycetes, Sordariales, Podosporaceae.